AUGCCAAAACAAGUUAGAAAAAAGAUACCACCGCGACCAUCGCAAAAACUUGAUCAGUUCCCAAGCCGCCUUUCCAAUUCUCUAUACCUGCUCCAUUUUGAGGCAAAUCUGACUUCCUCUCGGAAUCGCUCUCUUGAAAAAAGAAAAGGUCUACUCGCCAAAGCCAAGGAGGCUCACGGACGCAAGACCAAAAGAAGACUAGCUCUUAGAAGAAAACUCGAAAGAAGAGUUGUGCUCUGCCGAAUUCGUCGAGAAAAUAACAAAAGUUCACCACUGACAGUAAAUCAAACAAGUAAGACUCGAAGGGAAGGUCCUGUGAUCAUACACUUAGUGUCAGAAAGUGAGGAUACAGAUAUUGAAGAAUCACAGAGCGAAGAGUAUGGAAGCAAGAAUGAGGAGAGGGGUAAAGAGAACGCCGGGUCAAUUUUAGUAGGCGCAAAGAAGACCAGAAAAACUCCAAACAUUGCAGGAAAUUGGAGUCAGGCACAUUCGCCUCAGGGUAGUGGCAAGACUGCAGAUGAUGAAGAAAAAGAAAAAGAUCGCUCUGAUUCAAUUAGAAAAUAUACAGCAAAAACUAAGAGUCUGCCGCUCAAUAAAGACAUUUACGAAGAGAACGAAGGCGAUGCCACUGCUUUCAGGGACGGAAAGAAUCAAGAAAGUGAAGAGGGUGACGAGAGAAAGGAGGAAAAGGGUAUUUGUUUUCCGCUUUCGAAAUAUAUAGAAAAUUCACUGAACCUUCCGAUCGCUAAGGGCACGGCCCCUGGACCUAAACUUGGCAGAGACCUUGUGUUAGAGCUUCAUCGGCUAGAGGAACGCACUAUUUCAACUUCGAAGAAUUCAAAACAAACACCUCAUUGCACGAAUUAUCAUAGCAAUGUGAUUCAAAGAGGUCAAAGAUACAUUCGUACAAAGAAUAUUACGCCGAAAAUUCAAAAAGAAAAAGGGAACAUUAUCUCAUCGUCAAUACCAGCACUCAAAAUAAAAAGCAUCUCACGUGAUGAAGACAUUAUGACUCUGGGAGUCAAGCGCAGAAAGAACGGGAUGCCGAGGAUACCGGAAGAUGAGGAAGACAGUGAAUCCGAAGAAGGAGAGUCUGCAAUUAUUACCGCACAACCACAUUCAACUCCCUCGAAAAACACAUCACCAGCACAUGCCAGCAUGGCUCUAGAGCACAAGCGGAAAUUGAACACCAUGCCAAGUACUGCACAAGAACAGGAGAGUAAGGGACAACCAAAUUAUGUCUCCAGUCCAUCUCCUCCUUUACUAGAUGGAUCAAGAUUUAAGCGCCAAAAGACAGCGCCGGUCGAUUCGUGGGACGAAGUGAAUAAAGAUAUCGACGGUGUACCCCGGGUUGAGUCCACCAGUUGGCUCAUCCCAGAAAGCGUUACAGAUCAUCUUUUGCCCAGAGAAAUUAUCAGAACCAAAUCACCAAAGAGUUUCGCCGAUCUUCCAGGCUUGAUAAUCCGUCAGAUCCUCGAUACCGUUUGUGAACAGGAAGAUGGAAAACUUCUUUCUUCAAUAUGCUUUGGACUCACCUGUAAACUUCACUGGGGCUUUUUCAAGGCCCGAUGGUGUCCUCCGGGCAGUGAUAUGAUCUACGAAGGAUAUCUGCCAAAAGAAGACCAAGCACUUCUAGCACCUUUCCUUCAGAGUUGGGUUCCAGAAAGAUAUCGAAUGAUGUCGGGGAAGGGUGGUAAAGGUGGUCCAAGCUUAAUCCCAAUGUUUCUUUCAAAGAAUCAAUACGAGGAAGGAUAUACGAGAGAAGAGGAAAGAUUGGAGAAAAGAUACGUCGCCUGUCUCUCCAUCCUCGAUGCCACGAAUCUCGAUGGUAUGCAGCUAAAUUCUAGCCGCGGCUUACAUGCGAUUAUAGAUAACACGAUUGAUUUGCCAAGCCCGUAUGGAAUGGGUCAUUCUUGGUACGAUGCUAGUGCCUCUGAGUACCUAUUUCUUGUUGAAAAAUGGGAGUAUUCGACACUAAAUGGUGACGGUCCUGGAUUCAAAGCCAUUUGUGAGUCGUGGUAUACUUUUCAAGAUACUUGUCUGUGGGACUGGGUCAAUGGGAAAAACUUCAAUCAGUUUCGUGAAGAAUGGAUGGAUGACGAGGGAAUGAAAGGAAGGCAGAAGGUCAAACAGACUUUACUGAAGUUUGACAAGAAGGUGAAACAAUUUGAGGCAAGUAACCGUGAUUCAGAAGAUACGAUUAUUCCCAAUCAAGACUAUCUCCGUAGACUUCACGAGAUAAAGAUAGCGUGUUGCUAUGAGUGUGGCGCGGAACGUUAA
Botrytis byssoidea is the source of this 2280-nucleotide messenger RNA. RefSeq lists its product as uncharacterized. The transcript has a single exon. Lineage: Eukaryota; Fungi; Ascomycota; Leotiomycetes; Helotiales; Sclerotiniaceae. The record is from RefSeq and is a predicted model, not a curated record. The coding region runs from base 1 to 2280 and encodes 759 amino acids.